AUGAACGGAAUCGAAGGCGUGUUGGGCCAGGCCACAGCGCAGGGAAUCGUCAACGCUGAGCAAGCCGCCCAAUUGUUGAGGCUUUUCCGCGAUACUGCCCUCGCCUCGCCGUCCGUAGGACCCAGCUUUUCAAUGGCCAACGUGCUGCACUACGGCGGUGGGCUGAUGGCGAUUGGCAGCACCUCCCUUCUGCUGCACUACGGCUGGAAGCUCUUCAAAGGCACGCCUUCUGCUGGCAAUCAUAUCGGGGGAGGGGGAGUGGGUUUGUUGGCUGUGUCUGGCGCCUAUGGGGCGCUUGGUCUGGCGGCGACCCACUACCUGGUGAAGAACAAUGAGCCUGUCGCUGCUGGCGUGGUGGGCGCGUUUGUGGUUUGCCUGGCUCCGAUCGCCACGUUCGGCGUUCAGGAGAUGACCGGCUUCUUGGGACUCCCCUCGUCCAGCGGCUCCCUGGAGGCCCCCGACUACGCCAAGUGCGUAACCCCCUAA
Molecule: messenger RNA, 486 nt
Organism: Acanthamoeba castellanii str. Neff
Lineage: Eukaryota; Discosea; Longamoebia; Acanthamoebidae
Exons: 4
Coding region: 1-486 (161 amino acids)
Source: RefSeq, a predicted model, not a curated record